Oryza sativa Japonica Group (Japanese rice) is the source of this 2016-nucleotide messenger RNA. The record is from RefSeq and is a predicted model, not a curated record. NCBI's taxonomy places the organism in Eukaryota, Viridiplantae, Streptophyta, Magnoliopsida, Poales, Poaceae.
AACCGAACUAAAAGCGGCGAAGGCGUCUCUGUCCAGUCCACCAACCAACCACCGCCAUGGCGGGAUACCGCGGCGGGGGUUCCGCCUCGGGCGGCGGCGGCGGGGGGGCGUCGUCGGCGUCGGCGUUCGCGACGCGGGUGCUGCUGCUCCUCACGCUGCUGCCGAUGGCGCUGGCCGCGUUCGCCUUCGCGCUGCAGUGGCGCGGCGGGAUGCGCGACCCGGCGGGCGCGGCGUGGCCCGCGGAGACGCAGAGGUUCCCCGGCAUGGAGAACAGCCCGCUCGGAUCCUCCUCCUCCUCCUCGGGCGGGGGCGGGGGAGGCGGGUCCUACUUCGCCGUCACCUCGUCGCAGUCCUCCUCCGCGGCCGCAGACUGCGCCGAGAUCCUCGGCCGGAGCGCGGCGUCCUCCUCGCACGGCGGCAUCUCGCUCUACCGCGGGUGGGGCUUCGACUCCGACGCGGGACUAACCCCCAAGAUCUGUAUCACGGGAAGCACAUCUGCAGGGUUACACCAAAUUCUUCCAUGGUUGUACUACCACAAGGUCAUCGGUGUUUCACACUUUUUCCUUUUUGUUGAAGGAGAGGCUGCGAAACCAGCUGUUACCUCAGUUCUUGAAUCCAUUCGGGGUGUAAAAAUCAUUUACAGAACUAAAGAAUUGAAAGAGAAACAGGACAGAAGUCGCAUUUGGAAUGAGACUUGGCUGGCAGGUUUCUUUUACAAACCGUGCAAUUAUGAACUAUUUGUCAAACAGUCGCUGAACAUGGAAAUGGCUAUCAUUAUGGCAAGGGAUGCUGGCAUGGACUGGAUCAUUCAUCUUGAUACCGAUGAGCUAAUUCAUCCAGCUGGUGCCCGGGAGUACUCUCUGAGGCGAUUGCUUUUAGAUGUUCCUGAUAAUGUUGACAUGGUUAUCUUCCCCAACUAUGAGAGCAGCAUUGAGCGAGAUGACAUCAAAGAUCCUUUCACAGAGGUUUCCAUGUUUAAGAAAAAUUAUGAUCAUCUUCCAAAGGAUACAUAUUUUGGCCUAUACAAAGAAGCAACGCGUGGUAAUCCAAACUAUUUUCUCACUUACGGUAAUGGGAAAUCAGCAGCAAGGGUUCAGGAGCAUCUGCGUCCAAAUGGUGCUCAUAGAUGGCAUAAUUACAUGAAAACCCCAAAUGAAAUCAAGUUGGAGGAAGCUGCUAUUCUGCAUUACACUUACACAAAGUUCUCAGACUUAACUUCAAGGAGGGAUAGGUGUGGCUGCAAGCCCACAAAGGAAGAUGUGAAGCGAUGUUUUAUCUUGGAAUUUGACAGAUUGGCCUUUAUAAUUGCAUCAACAGCUACCGAGGAGGAAAUGAGGAACUGGUUCCGGGAACAUGUUUUAUGGAACGACAAAGAUACCAAUUUGAAGCUUUUGAGGAAGGGUGUGUUGACACGCAUAUAUGCCCCAAUGGCUAUCAUUCGUGGUCUCAAGGAAUCCGGCGUAUUCACCACCGCGGUAACUUCAGCAAAAGCGCAUGCAAAAUUUAAGUCAUCAAAUACGGAUCUCAAAAACAAGGAGUCUAUUCAUCCAAAUAUAACCCAAGGUGAUCAUUUGCAAGCCACAGUAAGAAAGAUCCUAGAAAUGGUUGAUGCCCAGGAAGAAGCGAUGCCACCAAUGUCGCCUCCCGGUUUCCUUCAUCAAACCGUCGAAACUGCUCUAUCGUGAAGCUGAGUGGGAUUCCGGAGUUAAAAACUAGACCGCUAUGCCUGCCAAUGGCAGCUGUUUCGGUGAUUUAAGAUCGCUAACCUUACAAAGAUGAUGAGAUUAUUAUAGACUGCAGACUGCGUAUGCCGCUUCACUUAUGUGUAUAGAUAAGCACUGGGGAUGUUAGAACAUGGACAUUGUAUAAUCUUGCAAUUUUUGAUGUCUUGUGCUGAUGUAAAAUCACAUAUGUUAUACCUAGAUUGGCAUUAUCAAGUGCAAAUCAUCACGGUAUCUACCGAGAAACAUAAUGCAAGUGAAACCCUGCUGUCAAUAUUUUUAUACUGAAAUUGUA